CCAGGGGAGGGAGUGGCUGUGGGCGGCUGUGGCUUUGGCCUUUAUUUACUCCUUAAGAACCGUUCAUCUCUGCUGACCUCCCUCCCUCGUCGUCCUCCUCCGCUCCGCUCUCCAACGCCACGGACGCGUCCCAAUUAAACCCUACUCUCUCUCUCUCUCUCUCUCUCUCUCUCUCUCCUCUUGUUAUUUCCGCCAGCCUCUCCACGCACGCAGAAAAAAUCAGGGACAGAAAUAAGCGGAGGGGAGGGAGAGGAGGAAGGGAACAAAAGACAAAUUCUGUGCGGUGGAAUGGAGGUUUCGGCCGAGUGCGCGGGCGGCGGGAGGGUCAGGAAGGAGGCCGACCUCUUCCUCGUCGACGACCUCCUCGACCUGCCGUGCGACGACGAGGAGGAGGCGCAGGAGGCCGUGGUGGUGGGCGAUGGGGAAGGGGACGGGGACGGGAGUAAGCAGCAGCAGGCUGCUGCGUUGUUGGGCGGCCGGGCUUGUGGUGCCGGCGGGGAGGACGGUGCCGGCGCCGGUAACGCGUCGAACGACUCGUCGGCGGUGACGACUGCGCUGGACAGCUGCAGCAAUUCCCUCUCCGUUUCCGGACUCGCCGACGGGGACUUCUCCGGCGGGCUGUGCGAGCCGUACGACCAACUGGCGGAGCUGGAAUGGCUGUCCAACUACAUGGGCGAGGACAACUUCCCCACGGAGGACCUCAAGAAGCUGCAGCUCAUCACCGGCAUUCCGCCGGCCGGCACUGCCACCGCCACGGCGCCAGCUCCCGCUCCUGCGGUCGUCGCCGCACAGCAGGCACAGGCACAGCCAGCCGGCGGCGUGUUGCCACCGGAGGCGCCCGUCCCAGGAAAGGCGCGCAGCAAGCGGUCGCGCAUCGCGCCAUGCAGCUGGGCCUCCCGCCUGCUCGUGCUCCCGCCACCUCCGGCGUCGCCACCGUCCCCGGCGUCCGCGGCCAUCUCGCCGUCCGAGUCCGGUACCGCGGCGCCUGCGUUCCCGGCCAAGAAGCCGUCGAAGCCUGCGAAGAAGAAGGAGGCGUCGACGCCGUCGCUGCCAAACAACAACGCCGCCGCCGCUGCGGCUGCUGCUGCGUCGGCGGCGGCCGCGGGGGAAGGGAGGCGGUGCCUGCACUGCGAGACCGACAAGACGCCUCAGUGGAGGACGGGGCCGCUGGGCCCCAAGACGCUGUGCAACGCGUGCGGUGUGCGGUACAAGUCGGGGCGCCUCGUGCCGGAGUACCGUCCGGCGGCGAGCCCGACGUUCGUGGUGUCCAAGCACUCCAACUCCCACCGGAAGGUGCUGGAGCUGCGCCGCCAGAAGGAGGCGCACCUGCACCCGCACCCGCACCACCAGUACCAGCCACAGCCGCCGCAGGGGCCGCUCGCCCACAUCGGCGGCGCCGGUGGCGGGGCGGCCUUGAUGCACGCGCCGAACCCGCUGAUGUUCGACGGGCCGGCGGGGCCGCUCAUCGGCGACGACUUCUUGAUCCACAACCACCACAUAGGGCCGGACUUCCGUCAGCUCAUCUAGGAACGUCGUCGUCUGGUCUCUUUGCUCGCUCUAGAGUUGAUCCAAUAGCCCAGCAGCCCAGGAAUAAUUCAGCAAAACCAAAAACUGAUCUUUUUUAGGAGUUUUUUGUCCAGUUUUUUUUUCUUAAAUUUUCAUUAGACAGUCCUUUCUGGAAUCUUUAUUUUUGUUUUCUCUCUUGAUUUCUCAUCUCCUUUUUUGAGCCUUUUUUUCUUAGACUCUUCUCGGAUUUUUGAGUUUCUGACACCGCCUUAGAAAAUAAUUCUAGGGAGUUGUUUUAUUUUCGUAGCCUCUUUUUAAUUUCCUCUCUUUCUUAGCAUCUACCUUUUGAUUUGUAUAAUGCAGAGCUCCUAGAGGAAGAGUAAACAAGCAGUUUUAAGUUCAAACUUCAAAGCUAGUGUGAGACUUCCUUACUUGUU
This is a messenger RNA of Sorghum bicolor (sorghum), 1943 nucleotides long. RefSeq names its product GATA transcription factor 12. NCBI's taxonomy places the organism in Eukaryota, Viridiplantae, Streptophyta, Magnoliopsida, Poales, Poaceae. Gene Ontology annotation, cellular component: nucleus. Gene Ontology annotation, molecular function: sequence-specific DNA binding; zinc ion binding. Bases 289 to 1527 code for a protein of 412 amino acids. The record is from RefSeq and is a predicted model, not a curated record. Gene Ontology annotation, biological process: positive regulation of DNA-templated transcription. The transcript is spliced from 2 exons.